AUGGCAGGGGACAUGGAAUUCAAGAGCUGGGGCUACACACAGAUCAAUGUCCAGAAAUUCUGCUAUAAUUGGACCAUUAGCAACUUUUCAUUUUGCAUGGGGGCACAUCAGAAAAGUAUUACCAGCCCAGUGUUCUCAUUAGAGGCCAGUAAGGAAGUGGCAUGGUGUUUGAGGUUGUACCCAAAUGGGGUUGAUGAAGAAAGCAAAGAUUACCUGUCAGUUUAUCUGGAGUUGCUCAGCGCUCUGGAGAGCCCAAUUCUGGCAAAGUUCGAGUUCUGGAUCAUAAAUUCCCAAGGAGAGAAAUAUCAAAGUAGGAAGAUCUCCAAUGUCCAAUGCUUUCUGCAAUACGAACACAGGGGAUUCAAAAAGUUUCUCCUUCGAGGUCUUCUCCUUUCCCAUAUGAAUUGGUUUCUCCCUGAAGACCAGUUCACCAUAUGCUGCAAGGUGAGCAUAGUUGGAACCGUAUUUGACAUGCCUGUACAGAAGAGGACACCUGCAAUCAAGGACCCAAGGCACAUGUUGACAGAUGAUCUAGGGGAGCUAUGGGAGAAUUCCCUCUUCACAGAUUGCUGCCUGCUGGUAGCUGGCCAUGAAUUCAAGGCUCACAAGGCAAUCCUAGCAGCUCGCUCUCCAGUUUUCAGAGCCAUGUUUGAAAAUGAAAUGAAGGAGAGUCUAAAGAACCCCAUUGAGAUCAUGGACCUGGAUCUUGAUGUCUUUAAGGAGAUGAUGGGUUUCAUCUACACAGGGAAGGCACCACACCUCCACAGCCACUCCAUGGCCUGUGAUGUGCUGCCAGCUGCUGACAAGUAUGGCCUGGUGGGCCUGAAGGUCCUGUGUGAGGAUGUCCUCUGCAGGAACCUCUCUGUGAAGACUGCUGCACACACUCUCAUCCUGGCUGACCUCAACAGCACAGAGAAGCUGAAGAGUCAGGCCCUGGAUUUCAUUGCCAUUCAUGCCUGUGAGGUUUCUGAGACCUCAGAGUGGAAGUCAAUGUGGAAGUCCCAUCCCCACUUGGUGGCUGAAGCAUUCCACUCCCUGGCUUCUGCAAAGUGUUCUUUCUUGGAGCCAAAUGUGGUCUUAGAAUCUAGCCAGCUAUGA
Messenger RNA from Mus musculus (house mouse), 1098 nucleotides. RefSeq names its product TD and POZ domain containing 3 (gene Tdpoz3). The record is from RefSeq and is marked validated. NCBI's taxonomy places the organism in Eukaryota, Metazoa, Chordata, Mammalia, Rodentia, Muridae. Bases 1 to 1098 code for a protein of 365 amino acids. The transcript has a single exon.